Messenger RNA from Drosophila grimshawi, 2075 nucleotides. Its product is annotated as putative phosphatidate phosphatase. The coding region runs from base 472 to 1614 and encodes 380 amino acids. Gene Ontology annotation, biological process: phospholipid metabolic process; signal transduction; phospholipid dephosphorylation. The transcript is spliced from 7 exons. The record is from RefSeq and is a predicted model, not a curated record. NCBI's taxonomy places the organism in Eukaryota, Metazoa, Arthropoda, Insecta, Diptera, Drosophilidae. Gene Ontology annotation, molecular function: phosphatidate phosphatase activity.
AGUACAAUUCGCUCAGCGGACGUGUUCGGUUGCCUACAAGUUUCGAUGAGCGGAGUGCGUUACGCUGCGCUGCGUCAAAUGCUUUGAAUUUUUCGUAAUUGUUUAUGCACAAAAGAAAUAAAUAGUUUUUAGUGACGCUAAUAAGCAAAAACCAGCAAAGUGGCUGAGAAAAUUUGGCAUCUGGUUCUCGCAACGGAAAAAACAUUGAAAACCUAUUAAUUUUGCCACAAGCGCAUUAAUUCUAUUGAUUUGUGUUUAAAGAAAUGACGUAUUUCAAACUUUAACGUUUUUACCUGAAGAACAAAAGAGGAGCAAUCUGUGCUGUGCUCUGCUGCCUUCAACGCUUCUGUCAAAGCUGAAGCACAAGUUCACUGUCAAGUGAAGAGAGAGAGAGAGAGAGAGAGAGCGUAAAGCUUUUGUAAGCUUCUUCCGUCGUUUUAACUCACCGAAAAGCACAAAAACUAAUUGGAAAUGAGUAACGAAUCGUCAGCGAGCGAGACAACACCGCUCCGUCGGCCGGAAAGUCCAUUGAGUGCAGAUUCAAGCGCAAACGUGGCCAGCGGCAACAACAAUAACAACCACAACAACAACAAAAACGCUGCUCCACCUGCACAAAUAACAUUGACAAUUCCCAGCAGCAGUAACGACAACAACUCGACGAGCAGCAUUGAAGAACGCUUGCAAAGCAACAUACAACAACAAACACAACAAAACAUAACAAAUAUGGACACAAACAAGCGAAUUUUAUGUCGAGUGGGACUCGAUAUUUUGAUUUUGCUUUGCGUUGGCUUUCCCAUACUAUUAUUCUAUCUGCUUGGUGAUCCCUACAAACGUGGCUUCUUCUGUGACGAUGAAUCGCUGAUGCAUCCAUUCAAGGAGUCCACAGUGAGGAACUGGAUGCUCUACUUCAUUGGGAUGGGUUUACCACUGGGCACUAUACUGAUCGUUGAAGUGCUGCUCUCGCGAGAGGCCAGUGCGAGUGGAACUGGCACGCCUCGCAGGUAUAUCUUUAUGAAUUAUGAGAUACCCGACUGGAUGAUCGAGUGUUAUAAGAAAAUUGGCAUUUUUGGAUUUGGCGCCGCCGUCACUCAACUAACCACGGAUAUAGCCAAGUAUUCGAUUGGUCGCCUCCGUCCACAUUUCUUUGCGGUGUGCCAGCCAGUCAUGCCCGAUGGCUCGACAUGUGAGCUAAAUGCCGGCAAGUACAUAACGGAGUUCGAGUGUCGAGGUGUUGGCUCAACGGCUCGCAUGUUGAAAGAGAUGCGCCUCUCGUUUCCCAGCGGACACUCCAGCUUCACCUUCUACACCAUGGUCUAUGUGGCGCUCUAUUUGCAAGCGCGCAUGAAAUGGCGUGGCUCGAAGCUGUUGCGUCACUUUCUCCAGUUUAUGUUCAUCAUGAUUGCCUGGUAUACGGCGCUGAGUCGUGUCUCGGACUACAAGCAUCAUUGGUCGGAUGUGCUGGCCGGUUCGACCAUUGGUGCCGUCUCUGCUCUAAUCGUGGCCAACUACGUAUCGGACUUGUUCACCAAAAGUCCGAGCACAAAGCCGUACAUGCCCCGAAGUUCGCAGGAUAUUAGCCGAACGCAUUCAUCGGUUGUGGUUACAACAAAUUAGCCAAGUAUUGCCCAUUUUAGUAUUCGUUUAGGACACAAAUUCCAUAAUUUUUAAGCAAAACAGGAAAGUGCAAAUUUGUAUCUGUUGCGCAUUGUCAAAAGAAAGCAAAGCUUUCGCUUGAUUUUAGUUACAAAUAUGCCAUUUACAUUUUAAAUUAUUUUAUUUAGACGCUUUUUAUUUUAUGUGUGUGUGUGUAAUUUUCCAAUGAUUUUAUGGAUUUUGCACACGGACAACUUAAGGUAUUUUGAGAUAGUAUGAUAUGACUAUAAUCACUAAAGUGACCUUAAGCUUUUAUAAAAUUUUACUUGCUAUUUUGGAGAUUCGAUUUGAAUCGAUUAGUAUUAUGCUAACUUGAGUUAGUUCUCUUAGUUCUCGAUUAAGAAGCUACACGAUAAGCAAUGUAAAUGAAGUAAGAAAAAAUUAUGUAUUUAAUAAAGCAUUUUACUUAAAAUAAGCAAAAA